Oikopleura dioica is the source of this 603-nucleotide messenger RNA. The record is from the annotation of a GenBank genome assembly. Lineage: Eukaryota; Metazoa; Chordata; Appendicularia; Copelata; Oikopleuridae.
AUGGCCGGAAAUAUCGAGUUAGAGCGAACUCUGGCGAUUAUAAAACCUGACGCUCUUCAGGACGCAGACGAAAUCCGGCGAAUCAUCAAAGCAUCUGGCUUCUCAAUUAUUGCCCAGCGACAAAUACAUUUAGCUACCGAGCAAGCAGGCGACUUCUAUGCUGAACAUUACGGAAAAAUGUUUUUCACAAAUCUUAUGUCAUUCAUGUCCGGUGGUCCGAUUAUUGCUAUUGUUUUGGGGAAGAAAAACGCGAUCGAAGACUGGCGAAAACUGAUGGGGCCUACGAAUCCGAUGGACGCGCGGGAGCGAUUCCCAGAUUCGAUCAGGGCGCUUUUUGGAAAAGAUCAAACUCAGAACUCGGUCCACGGAUCGGACUCGGUCGCCUCCGCCGCUCGCGAAAUUCGAUUCUUCUUUCCACAAAUGAUCCUCGAGCCUAUUCCUACUGGUCAAACUACAGAACGUUAUAUUGAACAGCAUAUUACUCCAACAUUGAAUGAAGCUCUUUGCAAGCUGUGCAAGGAAAAGCCUGGCGAACCAAUCUCGUGGCUGGCCGAAUACCUGGACCAGAACAACCCGAACAAACCCUGCGUCACUCAGCCUUGA